UUCUUUUGUUCCUAGCCCAAGCGGCGACGACACCUCAUUUCAACCGCGCCGGUUUCGAGGCUCUUCCCACUCCUCAUUUCUCCUCUUCCCCCAACUUCCCACGUCGUUCCCCUUCUCUCUCUCUCUCUCUCUCUCUCUCUCUCUCUCUCUCUUCACUGAUCCUAGGGUUCCCUCUCUCUCUCUCUCUCUCUCUCUCUGAGGCGCUCAGGUCGACGGAUCGAUCACCAUGAGCGACAACAAGGGCGAUCUCAACCUCUCCGAUCUCAAAUCCUCUCUCCCCUCCGCUACCGCAGCUUUGAGCGCGGAAGAUCGAGCGGGCUUUGUGAGCGCUCUUAAGAACAAGGUUCAAGGACUGGCUGGAGCGCACGGAAAUGCUCUUGAGAGCCUCAAUCCGAAGGUUAGGAAGCGCGUCGAGGUCCUCAAGGAGAUCCAGAGCCAACAUGAUGAGCUAGAGGCAAAGUUCUUGGAGGAAAGAGCUGCGCUGGAAGCUAAAUACCAGAAGCUGUAUGAACCACUCUACACCAAGCGUUAUGAGAUUGUGAAUGGUCUAGUUGAAGUGGAAGGUGUCACAAAAGAAUGUGCUGAUGACACCUCUGCAGAGGAUCAAAACUGUGAAGCAGAGAAAGGUGUACCAGAGUUCUGGCUCACUGCAAUGAAGACUAACGAGUUGCUGGCUGAAGAGAUCCAGGAGCGUGAUGAAGAAGCUUUGAAGUUUCUUAAAGAUAUUAAAUGGUGCAGGAUUGAUAAUCCAAAGGGCUUCAAGCUUGAAUUCUUCUUUGAUCCUAAUCCGUACUUCAAGAAUUCUGUGCUGACAAAAAUAUAUCACAUGGUCGAUGAAGAUGAACCCAUUCUAGAGAGAGCAAUAGGGACUGAGAUUGAGUGGUUUCCUGGGAAGUGCUUGACUAAAAAGGUUCUGAAAAAGAAACCCAAAAAGGGAUCGAAGAAUGCCAAGACUAUCACGAAAAUCGAAAGUUGUGAGAGCUUUUUUAACUUCUUUAAUCCACCUCAAGUACCUGAUGAUGAAGAUGAACUUGAUGAUGAUACUGCUGACCAGUUGCAGAAUCAGAUGGAGCAAGAUUAUGAAAUUGGAUCCACCGUAAGAGAGAAGAUAAUCCCACACGCUGUUUCGUGGUUUACUGGGGAGGCUGUCCAAGAAGAGUUUGAAGAUGAUGAGGAUGAUGAAGACGGGGAGGAUGAUGAAGAUGAAGAGGAAGAAGACGAUGACGAAGAUGAGGAUGACGACGAAGAGGAGAAGGCCAAAGUCAGGAAGAAGAACAGCAGGGGAGCGUGAGCAGAGGAAGGGCAGCAGGUGGAAUGGCCACUCGGAUGCCAGCAACAGCAAGCAAGCUCUUUCAAAGAUGAGUUGCCGCAGCUCUAUUGCUGUUAGGAGAUAUUAUGUAGAUAGUAGUUUUGUUCUGUUCCCUUCCUCUUGUUACCUCAGCAAGCAUAUUUAGGAAAAAUAGGGGUUUCUGCUGUUCUUUUAAUCAUGUAUGUUGGUGGUUCUUUUGUUGCGCUUACUUACAAUCACAAGUGGCUGUGAAGAUUUUUUUUUUCUUUUGCAUUAUUUUAUGAGUGGUUUUGAAGAUUCCCUGCUGCCCGCCAAAAAAAAAGAAGAAAAACUUCAUACUUGUGCUUGCAGUGGUGAAAUUUGUUUGAUUUGUUUCAAUCUUCUACCACUCUCUAUCAGCAUCUUUUUAUUUU
Ananas comosus (pineapple) is the source of this 1701-nucleotide messenger RNA. Its product is annotated as nucleosome assembly protein 1;1-like. Lineage: Eukaryota; Viridiplantae; Streptophyta; Magnoliopsida; Poales; Bromeliaceae. Gene Ontology annotation, molecular function: chromatin binding; histone binding. Gene Ontology annotation, biological process: nucleosome assembly. The transcript is spliced from 11 exons. Gene Ontology annotation, cellular component: nucleus; chromatin. Bases 227 to 1291 code for a protein of 354 amino acids. The record is from RefSeq and is a predicted model, not a curated record.